AGAACACAGUAAUUACGCUCCACUCUAUCUUCACAACAGGAAGAGCAAAGCCCAGCGAAGGCAUCGUAGAACCCAGAAACACAAUCCUCCUAGGCUCUACUGCAAUCUCACUCUCCGCCGAGCGGCUCAUUUCUCCCCCCAGAAGACCUUUUUCCGGUAAAAACAAUGCUUCUCCAGCCGUCUCUGUAUCAACCCAAGAUUUCUAUCUCCUACUCUAGCUCCUUCCCAUGGAGAACAUCCAACUUCACCCCUCGCCGGUCUCUCGUUCAUCGCACACUUCCAAUCACUUGCUCCAUCUCAGAAGUUAACAGCAGUGGAACUGUUGAUUUCAAGAGGAGACCUCUAAUCAACUGGAACGGCGUCUACAGAAGCAUUUCGUUAAUGGAGAACCCUGAUUUGGGCGCCGGUACCGUGUUGGCGCUGUGCGAUAAAGAAGGGAAGAAGCUCACCAAAUGGGAGCUCUGCAGGGUCGUCAAGGAAUUGCGGAAGUACAAACGAUUCAAGCAGGCCCUUGAGGUUUAUGAUUGGAUGGUUAGCAAAGGAGAGAAAUUUAGGCUAUCUGCUAGUGACGCUGCAAUUCAGGUGGACCUUAUAGCCAAAGUUCAUGGAGUUUCUGCUGCCGAAGAAUACUUCCAGGGUGUUUCUGAUACUUUGAAGGAUAGAAGGAUCUAUGGAGCUCUGCUCAAUGCUUACGUUAAGCAUAAAGAGAAGGAAAAGGCCGAAACACUGUUUGACAAAAUGAGAGUAAAAAACUAUGCAGGCCAUGCACUUCCUUUCAAUGUGAUGAUGACCCUGUACAUGAAUCUGAAGGAGUAUGAUAAGGUCGACAAAUUGAUCUUCGAAAUGAAAGAGAAAAACAUCCAGCUGGAUAUAUAUUCCUACAACAUAUGGUUGUCCUCUCGUGGUUCCGAAGGUGCUAUAGAGAAGAUGGAGCAGGCGUUUGAGCAAAUGAAACUGGAUCAGUAUGUUACUGCUAACUGGACUACCUACAGCACGAUGGCGACAAUGUACCUAAAGAUGGGACUCAAGGAGAAAGCUGAAGAUUGCUUGAAGAAGGUCGAGGAAAGGAUCACUGAGCGUGAUAGGAUGCCUUACCAGUAUCUCUUGAGUUUGUACGGUAAUGUCGGUAAGAAAGCAGAAGUUAUCCGUGUUUGGAACACUUACAAAUCGAAUUUCCCCAAUAUCCCUAAUCUGGGAUACCAUGCUGUGAUCUCGUCGCUGGUCCGGUUGGGCGACAUUGAAGCUGCAGAGGACAUGUAUGAUGAAUGGAUGCAAAUCAAGACAUCUUAUGACCCCAGAAUUGCAAAUCUGCUUAUGGCUUCUUACGUUAAAGAUGGAAACUUUGACAGAGCCGAGAGUCUGUUUCACGAUAUAACCGAAGCAAGAGCAAAGCCUAACUCCAGUAGUUGGGAAAUUCUUGCUGAAGGUCAUGUGAGGGAGAAGAGAGUUGCUGAAGCUUUGACUUGCUUGAAGGAAGCUCUUGAUUUCGACCCAUCAAAGAGGUGGAAGCCAAAGCCUGCAAUUGUUUCUUCCUUCUUUAAGGUUUGUGAGGAGGAAGGGGACUUGGCCAGUAAGGAGGUACUCGAAAGUUUAUUCAGGCAGUUGGGAUUCCUUGUUGAUAAAAAUUAUGCCUCUCUUAUCGGUUUGUCCAGCAGUGAUGGGAACGGCUAUGAAGGAGAUGAAGACGCUGAAGACUCAGAGGUGCUUCUAAACCAGCUGCAGUCUAGUGUUUGAAAUGUUUAGACGUUUGGGUGCCCAGUGUAAUUUUACCGAAGGAGGAUGCUUAACUCACUAUGAAAGCUGAAAGGUGGAAUCUUGUAGUUGUAGGUCUUGCAGAAGAGUUUGUGAUUCGUGCACAACGCACACCUAUCAAUAGAAAGUCAAUACACAAAGCUUUGACAAGCGAAGGACUUGACCAUGUAUGUUUUUCAAUAUUUCUCUUUGGAGAGGUUAGGGAAGAGCAACUGCAAGCGUACCGUGAACCACCUCUUAUUUCUCCCCUUGCAUGGUUUGGCAACCGAAUUUUUGUUUACAUAUUCUUAUAACUCAUUUGAUAUAAUUUAGUAAGUAAAAUAUAAUUACUCUUUCUAUAUUUCCGGGAUAAACUUGACUAAAACGG
Messenger RNA from Linum trigynum, 2119 nucleotides. Lineage: Eukaryota; Viridiplantae; Streptophyta; Magnoliopsida; Malpighiales; Linaceae. The record is from the annotation of a GenBank genome assembly.